Messenger RNA from Leptopilina heterotoma, 3681 nucleotides. RefSeq lists its product as uncharacterized. The coding region runs from base 1 to 3681 and encodes 1226 amino acids. The transcript has 3 exons. Lineage: Eukaryota; Metazoa; Arthropoda; Insecta; Hymenoptera; Figitidae. Gene Ontology annotation, biological process: DNA integration. The record is from RefSeq and is a predicted model, not a curated record. Gene Ontology annotation, molecular function: nucleic acid binding.
AUGGUGACAUAUAUUUUACCGAAAUUAACUUCUCGAUUUGCAUCGAAAAAACUGAACAACGCUCAAUGGACUCAUCUCAACGAUCUUCAACUUGCUGAUCCUGAUAUCACUUCACCCAGCGAAAUUGAUAUAAUCAUUGGAGCUGAUUAUUAUGGAUUAAUUUUGGAAGACGGAAUUCGUCGUGGAUCUUCAUCGUCUCCGACGGCUCAAGCAACAAGCUUUGGUUGGAUUCUGUUUGGGCCAUCAAAUUUAUCACCAGGAAUGAUAACUUCGGAAAGUUAUCACGUGUCCCUUGACGAGGAGUUGUAUGAUCUGCUUCAAAAUUUCUGGAAAUUGGACGAUGUACCUGUAUCCAAUUCAUCUGUUCUCUCACAAGAAGAUCAAGAAUGUGAAGAUCAUUUUAAAACAACACAUACACGAGAUACACAUGGUCACUACAUCGUACGUUAUCCUCUCAAAAAAUCAACAUCACUUUUGGGAAAUUCAAGGAGCAGUGCUGUCCGAAUGCUUUUUAAAUUAGUCUCUCGAAUGAAAAGUGAUCCUAAAUUGAAGGAAGCCUACUGUGAAUUCCUUCAGAUCUAUGAAGACUUGAAACAUAUGGAACCUGUGUCAAACUCUGGAAAAGAUUCACUUGAAGGUGCCUUUUACCUUUCUCAUCAUGGAAUCAUCAAGGAAAGCAGCACCACAACUAGACUACGAGCAGUGUUUAAUGGAUCGUUUAAAACAUCGACAGGCGUCUCCCUCAACGAUCUCCUUCACAUAGGAGCAAAAUUACAAAUUGACAUUCUUGAUGUUCUUCUCUGGUUUCGACAGUUCCGAUAUGUGUUCACCAGUGACAUAGAAAAAAUGUAUCGACAAAUCAAGGUUCAUCCUGAUGAUCAGAAGUUGCAAAGAAUUCUUUGGUUGGAUUAUAAAAACAACAUUGUUGAUUAUCAGUUGACGACUGUGACAUAUGGAUUGGCAUGUGCUCCGUUUCUCGCCCUGCGCACUGUUCAAAAGCUGAUCGAGGAUGAAGGUUCCAGAUUUCCGUCGGCUGUACCAACUUUGACUAACGGAAGAUAUGUUGAUGAUACUUUUGGAGGAGCUCAUUCAAUUCCAGAAGCUCAAGAAGUUGUUCAACAAGUGAAUGAUUUGUGUGAAGCAGGUGGAUUUCCCCUUCAAAAGUGGACAAGUAAUGAACCGAUCAUCUUGCAAAAGUUACCAGCUGAAAAGCAAACAGCAGCUGAGUCGAGAACAAUUGAUCAAGGUUCUGCAAUGUUGGUUCACACGUUAGGCAUGAAAUGGAAUCCUUCAACAGAUACGUUCCAUUUCAUCUCAACUCUACCAAAUGAUUCUAAAGUGACAAAGAGGACAACUCUAUCAACAAUCUUUAAACUUUAUGAUCCCCUUGGAUUAUUAGCUCCCGUUGUGAUUACUGGAAAAAUUCUAAUUCAAGAUCUUUGGGCACUCAAACUUGGAUGGGAUGAACAAUUACCUCAGCAUCUCACUGUAAAAUGGAAUGCAUUUAUGGAUCAACUAAAGGACAUCAAUGAAUUGCCUUUUCCGCGAUGGAUCAAGAUCACACCACAUGCUUCCUUGGAAUUGCAUGUAUUUUGUGAUGCAUCUCAACUCGCUUUGUCUGCUGCUGUGUAUCUUCGCUCUGUUGAUCUUGAUGGAAAGGUAGAAACAUCUCUUGUUUGCGCCAAAACGAAGGUCGCUCCCAUCAAACGACUAACAAUUCCUCGCUUGGAAUUAUCUGCUGCUGUCAUUGGAUCAAAACUCGUGCAUCAUGUUCAACAAGUCUUACAUCUAGAAAAAGUGGCGAUUCAUCUAUGGACAGAUUCAGCAAUAACUUAUACUUGGAUCAACCCAUCUCGUUGGAAGGAGUUUGUGCAUAAUCGAGUCUGCUUUAUUCAGGAAUUGAUUCCAACUGCAAAAUGGUAUUUUAUACCUGGAAAGGAAAAUCCAGCUGAUCUCGCUACUCGAGGUAUCAGCCCAGCAGAACUUGCUCAAAACAAACAUUGGUGGACUGGUCCAGAUUGGCUUCAAGAAUCUGUUGAAUCGUGGCCCAAAACUUCAGAACUACCUACAGAACAAGACAACCUGGAAGAACGGCCAGCUGCCAGAUAUUCACUCAUCCUGAGGAAGAAAGCAAACAACAUUGUGAAAACACCAAUUACCACUCAAGAAUUGGCUGAUGCUAAACACUCAUUAGCACUGAUUACUCAACAACAGCUGUUCCAGAAGGAAAGAAAAGUGCUUUCAAAAGGAGAAUCUCUUUCAACAACUCACCCACUCGCUCGACUGACACCAUUUAUUGAUUCCCAGAAUCUUAUGAGGGUUGGAGGAAGAUUGAAUGCAUCAUUUUUACCAUUCAACUCGAAACACCCUAUCAUUUUACCUCGAGAAUCUCCACUCACUCAGCUGAUUAUCUCUGAUGCUCACCAACGCACCUUGCAUGGCGGUACUCAACUGACUUUGUCGUACACAAGAAAUGAAUUUUGGAUUCUCGGAGGACGUGUUCCAAUCAGUUCUUUCAUUUGGAAAUGUGUUAAAUGUGCAAGACAACGAAAGGUUCGUGGAUGUCAACUCAUGGGUCAACUACCAACGGAACGGGUAACUCCAUCUCGAUUAUUUUUACACUCUGGUGUGGAUUACGCUGGGCCGUUACUACUCAAAACUUGGAAGGGGCGAGCUGCUCGAACGUAUAAAGCAUACAUCGCUUUAUUCAUUUGUGAAUCCACGGCUGCGAUACAUUUAGAACUUGUAACGGAUUACAGUUCAGAUGCCUUUAUCGCUGCCUAUAAGCGAUUUACUGCACGGAGAGGAAUCUGCUCAACUUUGAGAAGUGACUGUGGAACAACUCUGACUGGUACGGAUAAGGAACUUCGCAACUUAUUCUCGUCUGCAUCAAAGGAGCUUGGAACAAUGUCAUCUCUACUCGCAAAGGACGGCACUCAAUGGUCCUUCAAUCCACCAGCUGCACCUCACUUUGGAGGAUUGUGGGAAGCUGGAGUGAAAUCUGUGAAGCACCAUUUACGGAGAGUUAUCGGCGACCAUCUUCUCACCUACGAGGAGAUGAACACCUUUUUGUUUCAGACCGAAGCAGUAUUAAAUUCGAGACCACUUUCUGCACUCACGGAAGAUGCAGAGGACUUCAGUGCACUUACACCUGGACAUUUUCUCAUUGGCGGACCGCUAAUGACAAUUCCUGAGCCUAAUCUCGAAGAUAUCAAAACAGCAAGGCUUUCACGGUGGCAGCUUCUUCGCCAAAUAUCUACUUUUCUACUGAAAGAGUCUACGAGUCCUACGUCACCAACACAAAUAAUUUCAAUCAGUUCCACUUGUCCUUUUGCUCCAAUAUUGUUGGCUAACUUGGAGUCUAUAAGCGUAACGGUGGAUCCAUCGUCCAUAAGCGCGUAUUUUAUUACGCUUUUACCAUUUCCGUGUAAUCGCACCGUUAAUAUUUUUAGUAGGACUCUCUCAGCAGCCUGUUGUCAUUCAGCUCGUUCUGUUUCUUCCUUUGACUCUCUCGUCUCCCUGGAUUACGUGUACGCGAUCCACGUAGCAGCGUAUGAUGAGUUCCCGAACAAUUCUCCACCCCGCACUUCUUUUCUAGACACUUGUUUUGACGAUGAUCGCUAUCAUUCAAGCAUCGAAAACAAAUACGAGAACGUCGUGCCCAAUCCCAUCGUUCGGUAA